AUGGCGUCAUCUCUAUUGUUCAUUCGCAGAGCUCGAUUUUCAACCAUUCUCAAUUUCUCAUUCAAUAAGGAACGCCCUUCAAUUCCCUUCAUUUCUAAUCCCAAAACCCUAAAACUAUGUCCCUCGCUCCCCAUCCUCAGAACCCUUUCCACCUCGGCUUUCUCAGAGAAUUUGCAGAGGCCAAACCCUCAACCCUCCGAUCCUUCCUGGAAUUUGAAUCACAAUCCUGACAAUCAGUGGAUCCAGCAGAACAAUAAUUUGGGAAAUCCCAAUUCGAACAAUAAUUACAGUACUAAUCCGACGAAUCGGGGCUAUACGAAUCCUGGAGUUUCUAGCCCGAACCCUAAUUUCCCCCCUCCUCAUAACCACAACUAUCGACCUUCGAGUGGAAGUGUUAACCAGUGGAACAACAACAAUCAAAAUCAGCUGUACCCACAAAACCAAAACCCUAAUUGGAGCGAAAGUUAUCCUCAACAAGGGGGGUUUCAAAAUCAGGGUUCUCCGCAAAACUUUAGUCAGAGGCAAAAUUAUCCACAGCCUGGAGGUGGGAAUCAUAAUCAGGGGUAUUUACAUAGGCAAAACCCCAAUCAGUGGGGAUCACAAGAUCAGAAUGCUGUGAAUAGUCGAGUUCAGCAUCAAGGGCAGUUUGAAAAUAAUCAAGUCCCUGGUGCAGGUGGUCCUCCUGCUGCUGCUGUUGAUUUAUUGAGUCUCUGCCGUGAGGGUAAGGUUAAGGAAGUAAUUGAACACAUGGAGCAGGGGUUGCGAGCUGAUGCUGAGUGUUUUAGCUUGCUUUUUAGUUUGUGUGGGAACUUGAAAAAAAUUGAGGAUGCUAAGAAAGUGCACGAUUACUUCUUGCGGUCAACCUUUAGGAGCGAUCUUCUGUUGAACAAUCAGGUGCUUGACAUGUACUCAAAGUGUGUUAGUAUGACAGAUGCCCGGAGAGUUUUUGAUCAUAUGCCCGAUCGGGAUAUGGAUUCUUGGCACUUGAUGAUCAAUGGGUAUGCAGCGAACGGGCUGGGUGAUGAUGGGUUGGCUUUGUUUGAGCAGAUGAGGAAGUUGGGGUUACAGCCAAAUGGGGAAACCUUUCUUGCUGUUUUAGAGGCCUGUGCUAGUGCUGAAGCUAUUGAAGAGGGUUUCAUACAUUUUGAGUCUAUGAAGGCUGAUUAUGGAAUUCCUCCUGGGAUCGAACAUUAUCUGGGGCUUCUUGGUGUACUUGGGAAGAUUGGACAUCUUGCUGAGGCAGAGGCUUUCAUUGAAACUCUCCCAUUUGAACCCACAGCUGUUAUUUGGGAAGCAUUGAUGAACUAUGCUCGGAUACAUGGGGAUAUUGACCUUGAAGACCAUGCCGAGGAAUUGUUAGUCAGUCUUGAUCCUUCAAAGGCUGUUGCCAAUAAGAUCCCCACUCCUCCACCAAAGAAGCAUUCUUCAAUUAAUAUGCUAAUUGGGAGGAACAGGAUUCUGGAGUUCCGUAACCCUACCCUCUACAAGGAUGAUGAGAAGUUAAGGGCCGCAAUGAAAGAGCAAGCUUAUGUGCCCGACACCAGGUAUGUUCUUCAUGACAUUGACCAGGAGGCAAAGGAACAGGCACUACUUUACCAUAGUGACCAGGAAUGUCUCAAUGCCAUCGAGAUAGUCGCCAAUAUCAGGGUACUAUAUUGUGCUUUAUCUAGCAAACAAUGCCAAGAACUCGGGUUCUGA
Molecule: messenger RNA, 1698 nt
Organism: Fraxinus pennsylvanica
Lineage: Eukaryota; Viridiplantae; Streptophyta; Magnoliopsida; Lamiales; Oleaceae
Source: the annotation of a GenBank genome assembly